Schizosaccharomyces cryophilus OY26 is the source of this 1017-nucleotide messenger RNA. Its product is annotated as hmmtag2. The coding region runs from base 205 to 876 and encodes 223 amino acids. The record is from RefSeq and is a predicted model, not a curated record. Lineage: Eukaryota; Fungi; Ascomycota; Schizosaccharomycetes; Schizosaccharomycetales; Schizosaccharomycetaceae. The transcript has a single exon.
UUUUGAAUAAACCCAUUUUGAAAGCUAAUUUCAUUGAAAAAGAAUUACUUCUAAAAGGUUAUCGCAGCUUUGCUUCGCAUCCAACUAAGUUUUGUCAGGUUGGGUUCAGAUAGGUAGGCUAAUACUUGCCUUAUAUAAGUACAUAUACAAAUUGUUCUUUUAUUUAGACAUCCUUCUCAUUGACUUAAUUUAAGCGUUUUGCUAAUGGGUCGUAGUAAUGCAACUCGCGGAGGCACCCGUGGUGGUCAAGGUGAAUUUCAGUGGGAUCAGGUAAAAAGCGAUAAACAAAAAGGAAAUUAUUUGGGGCAAUCAAUCUAUGCUGCAAGUGGUCGAUGGGCGCAAGGACGCGACCUAGAGUGGUGGUCAAAAGGCAGAACCACUCAAGCAGAGCCCAAUUCGAAUAACGAAGAGGCUUACAAAAAAGAGAUUUUAGAAGUUAAAUAUAAAGAGCAAGUUAUGCUAGCUGAAACGCUGGGCCUUCCUCCUCCGCCUCCCCUAGAAGUUGAAAAUAACUCUCAAAAUACCCUGACAACAAAAGAAAUCAAAGAGCAGCUUCCUACUCCUCAUCAUCGCCGAAAAUCCGGUAGACGAGAAGAUUAUCCGCCCAGGAGACAUAGAUCUCAAUCUCCUUCCCACGGUAUUCGAUAUCAUCGGCGAGAAAGACUUAAAGGAGAUGAUUAUCAUCACGGUCGACAUAGAGAUCGUAGACCCCGACGUUAUUCUCCACCUUCCGAUCUUCCUAAUAAAGAAGAAAUAUUUGCUCCAUAUAGACACUCCCCCCAUCAUCGCCGACAUGUAGAUGAUUUACCUGAACGGGAUUAUGAAAAGGCUUACAAUGAUCGUUCAUCUCCCCCUCCUAGACGUAGGAAAUAUUAAAAUGGAAGUAUAUAAAUAUAUAUAUAUACAUCUCUCUGAGUUUUGGUGAAAAAUCUUAUACUAGUACUUCCAUUCUUGUAAUUUAUUUAUUAUAGACAUAAACAGGCAUCAUUUAUCUAUUUACUUAAUACUUUUCUGACA